Messenger RNA from Ornithodoros turicata, 1002 nucleotides. RefSeq lists its product as uncharacterized. Lineage: Eukaryota; Metazoa; Arthropoda; Arachnida; Ixodida; Argasidae. The coding region runs from base 1 to 1002 and encodes 333 amino acids. The transcript has a single exon. Gene Ontology annotation, molecular function: RNA-DNA hybrid ribonuclease activity; nucleic acid binding. The record is from RefSeq and is a predicted model, not a curated record.
AUGUGGUCGAUUGUCACACCCAUCGUCCAUCCCCCACCUGUAAAACGACCAUCCGAAAAACGCGAAAACGACCAUCCUCCGCCUGUCCUGCGGUACCUCGUGCUGGAGCACCUGGACGCCCUACACAGCCAGCGUCUGCAAAUAUAUACCGACGACUCGGUCUCCGCGGGCGUCUCCUCAGCAGCACUGUUCCUCCCUUCCGCAAACAUCGAACAAGCCUUCAAGCUUCCCCACGAAACGUCGUCCACCGAAGCGGAGCUUGUAGCCAUUCACGAAACACUGCAGCUUGUAUCCUCUCGUCCACCUGGAAGCUGGACAGUCCUCACAGACAGCAAGUCGGCGCUGGAGGCACCGUCUUCGCCUCGCUCGCAAGUUGUUUCUGACAUCCGCUCACUGAUCCUGACUGUGCACAACCUCCUCGUCACCUCCGGCCACUCCGUGUGGUCUCAGUGGGUGCCAAGCCACAUUGGCUUGUCGGGAAAUACACGUGCCGACGCCGCUGCGAGGCGCGCUCACGGCGCAGCUGAGUGCAACACUGUCAUCCCGUUAUCAUCAUCCGUCUGCCGCAUACACAUCCCCCGGCGCUUCUCCUUCGACACCCGCCUUUUCAUGGAAAACACUGUCGCAGCCAACACAUUCCUCCACCGCAUUGACCCGAAGAUGGUAUUCAGUGUGUCGCUACGGCUGUCUCGAAAGGAAGAGUCAGCUCUCCAUCGUCUUCGCCUGAAUGUUGCCCAUACUCCAUCGUUCCUGUUCAAGAUCAAGCAGCGUCCCUCUUCGGCGUGCCCCUCCUGCUCCACCGACGCCGACACCCAUCAUUUCCUCUUGACCCGCCCAAGAUAUGCCGCUCCUCGGACCGCACUCACGCACCGCCUAUCUGCCCUGGGGCACAGAGACCUCUCUUUGGCCACCCUACUGGGCUCCGCAGGGCAGAAGCAAUGGGCUGUUACCAGAGCGCUAAUAUGCUUCCUGGGUGACUCUGAGCUCCUGGGCUGCCUCUGA